Musa acuminata subsp. malaccensis (wild Malaysian banana) is the source of this 1291-nucleotide messenger RNA. RefSeq lists its product as uncharacterized. Lineage: Eukaryota; Viridiplantae; Streptophyta; Magnoliopsida; Zingiberales; Musaceae. The record is from RefSeq and is a predicted model, not a curated record.
AUCCAAAAUGCGGGUAACUGAUGCGAGUGUGACUAAACGGGUAGGAAAAGCAUCGCCAGAAGAGGCUCUUAGCCCGCUUCGUAUCAUAUCCGGUGACAAUUCGAGCCCGGAGUCUCUCCGCUACAGAUUUUGUGAUGCCGCCUCCGGCAUCCGCAAUCCCACAGUUCCGCUGCGUGUCAUCCUCCCUCCUCCGCUCAAGAAAACUAAUCUCCAGCGACCCUCACCAUAUCCACUGCCCCAAACCAAUUUCAAGCUUAAAUCUUCUCUCCUCCUCCUCUUCUCCUCCGCGACGGUGGCGAUGCGGCGCCAACUCCGAAGGGACGGGGUCGCGCCCGGAGGAGGAGGCGCUUUCGGGCAUGGUGGACGAGCUGCUGAGGAGGGAGGAGAACAAGGCCCUACUCGACGGGCUCGAGGAGGCCUCCGCCAGGGUGGAGCGGGCGAGGGAGGCUCUCGCGGACAUCGAGCGCCGGGCAGCCGACGUCUUGAGGGCUAAGGAGUACAUGCGCCAGCUCCAAAAUCGCGAGGCGGAGAUUGCACAAUCUCAAAGGGAAUUGUUAGAAGCAAGGGCAAAGGUGGAAGAAGCUCAGCGAUCCCUGUCAGCGAAUACGGAUGACAGCAAUAAUUCUGAUAUUGUCUUCGAAGACAUUAACAAAGAGAAAGAGAGAUUAGAAUCUGCAAAGGCUGCUGUAGUUUCAUCUGUGGUUGGCACACUUGCUAGUGUCCCUAUAUAUCUGUAUCAAGCUACUAGCGUCCCUCAAGUUAUUCUUGACUUGGCAGUCAUUUCUAUUAGCUGUGCUUUAUUUGGAGUUACCUUUCGGUACACGGUAAGACAAGACCUGGAUAAUCUUCAACUCAAAACAGGGACAUGUGCGGCCUUUGGUUUAAUCAAGGGGCUUUCGGCAGCUGAGACUGGGAGGAUUCUGAAACUGGAUGCUGAAACUUUCAUCUCAUUUUCAAUUGAUGGAGCAGUGUAUGUGUCAGAGAAUAUCUUUAUCUUUCUUGCUGCUGCUGUUGCUCUUGACUUCUGCUUUAAGAUGAGGUUAUUAAGUCCUUUUCCAACAAGGAGAUAGACCAAGCAAAUUGCGAUUGCAGAUUGAAGCUAGUCUUUGCUGUUUUACAUAAUUGAUACAGUGAAUGCGAAGUCUGUAUCAUCUUUUAUAUUCUCGUUCAUUGAAUGAAGCCAUUGUUAUGACAACAACAAAUGUCUCUUGUGCCACUGCAGGCAGGUCUCUAACACUGUGUAAUCAAAGAAUCUGAUGUGCAUAUCAAGAACUUCUGUGAACUUGUUUGA